This is a messenger RNA of Rhizophagus irregularis DAOM 181602=DAOM 197198, 1918 nucleotides long. RefSeq lists its product as uncharacterized. Gene Ontology annotation, molecular function: ATP binding; protein kinase activity; protein binding. Gene Ontology annotation, biological process: signal transduction; protein phosphorylation. Gene Ontology annotation, cellular component: cytoplasm. Lineage: Eukaryota; Fungi; Glomeromycota; Glomeromycetes; Glomerales; Glomeraceae. The record is from RefSeq and is a predicted model, not a curated record.
UUUUAAAAAAGUAAAAUUUUUUUUUAUUCAACGCACAGUUUUUUAUUUUAUGCUUUUAAUAUUACUGUAGUGAUUUUUUCCAGUAUUUUCCAUGUUUUACGCUGAAACCGACUAUUUAAACGAAUUAACUGAUUUAAUAAAUCAGGUUGAGGAUGCAAUUUCUAAAAAAUAUAUUAAAUUUUACGAAUAUGAACAUUUUAGAAAUAUUCAAGAAAUUGGCGCUGGAAGUUUUGGAAAAGUUUAUCGUACCAAAUGGAGAAAUUCCGAUCAAUAUUUAGCAUUAAAGUCUUUUUUUAAUCUUGACAACAUUACUAUUAAAGAACUUAUUCAUGAGCUUGAACUUCAACGUGAAGUGGCUUUUCACGAUAAUAUUAUUAAUUUUUAUGGGAUUACUACUUCAAAUCAAGAGUUUUCGCAUAAUAUAAUGACGAAGAAUUAUUUAUUAGUAAUGGAGUAUGCUAAUGGUGGUUCUCUCCGAAACUACUUGAAACAUAACUUUAAGUAUCUCUCUUGGAAAGAUAAAUACAAAUUGGCAUAUCAAUUAGCAUGUGCUGUAUCAUGUUUGCACAGUGAAGGAAUAGUACAUCGUGAUUUGCAUUCUGGUAAUGUAUUAAUACAUGAAAAUAACAUCAAGCUAGCUGAUUUCGGAUUAUCAAGAAGAAUUGAAGUAUUAUCCAAAAAGCAAUCAACUCUAUUUGGAAUAGUUCCAUAUAUUGAACCAAAAAAAUUUGGGACGAGCGGCAAUAAUCAAAACUCUCUAAACCAAAAGAGUGAUGUUUACAGUUUCGGCGUAUUACUUUGGGAAAUUUCUAGUGGUCAACGUCCUUUUUGCAAUGAUGCAUAUGAUGCUGGUUUGGCUACGCAAAUUUUCCAUGGGCGAAGAGAAACACCUAUUCGUGGUACUCCCACUGAAUAUUCUAAAAUUUAUAUUGAAUGCUGGGAUGGUGAACCAGAUAAUAGACCGUCUAUGGUUGAAGUUGUUAAAAAAUUAGAACCAUUUAUUCCAAAGAAAGUUGGUAAUUUAAAGAUAAUCGAAGCAAAUGAUGACAUCGAAAAUCCGUCAUCGUGCAUAAAAUCAUCUCAAUUUAUUAAAUCUAUUCAAGUUUCUGAAUAUACAAAAGAAGGCACGUCUAAUAAAAUUAAUGAAGACAAUGAAAUUAAAAAAGCGUUAGCUAAUAAAAUAGUUGAGCUUAUUUUUAAGGAAAUAGAUGAAGAAAAAGAUCAAAAAAUAAGAAACCAAGUUAUUCUUGAUAAUCUUAAUAGAAAUAAGAUUACUUUAUUAGAAAUUUAUAAUUGGUUACAUGAUAAUCAAAAUGAACCAAAUUUUAUUUUUUUGCUUGGGUACUUCAACUACUUUGGAAUAGGAACGGAUGAAAAUAAUGAGGAAGCAUUUAAAUUAUUUAAUGAUGCUGCAAGAAAAAACCAUAUAUUAUCACAAUAUUAUGUAGGAUUAUGUUAUGAAUUUGGUCAUGGGACGGAAAAGAACGAGAAUUCAGCUUUUGAAUAUUUUAAAAAAAUAGCUGAUCAAAAUUAUGCAUUAGGGCAAUUAAAAAUAGGCUAUUUUUAUUAUAAAGGAAUAAACACUAAGAAGAAUUUAAAAGAAGCUUUUAUUUGGCAUCAAAGAGCUGCAGAAAAUGGAAACCUAAUGGCAAUGUUCAAUCUCGGUAAAAUGUAUAAAAAUGGAGAAGGUACCGAUAAAGAUAUCGAGCAAGCAAUUUAUUGGUGUAAUAAAUCUUUCGAAGGAGGAAAUCAAACUGAAAAAGUUCAAAAAUUUGUAGAAAAACUAACGAAAAUUAAGAAUAGAAAAACAUGUAAAAAAUGUACGGUUAGCUAAUAAACUAAUUUAUAUAUUUGUAAUAUUUAUCAACUAGUCACUUCAUUAUACAUAAUAAAUACAAAUGUUUUUUAUUUGUCGGAC